Molecule: messenger RNA, 650 nt
Organism: [Candida] anglica
Lineage: Eukaryota; Fungi; Ascomycota; Pichiomycetes; Serinales; Debaryomycetaceae
Source: the annotation of a GenBank genome assembly
UCUAAAAAGCAAAUAAUGCAUUUGAACAAAAGACUACGCCAAUAUUUCUAAAUAUUGCAGCAUUUCAUUUGCAGCCAAAAUCCAACCAUAACAAUUCCCCACCAGCACCAGCAGCAAAAAACAUAAAAUCAUCCCCCUUAAAAAAUUAUUAGCAUAAUAAUAAUGGAACACUUGUGUGACUAUAUGGAAUUACCUAGUCGAAUUGGAAUCUGGACCAAAUAGGAGUAAUGGUUGCAAAGCUCAACUUCUAUUUUCGGAAUUUAGCAGCAUACAAAAAAAAAUUCUGUAAAUGCACAACCUCCCAACCAUCGACACAUCUAUAGUAAAUGUUGAAGAUAAACGAGGACACAUUGCUCUCAAAUAUUCUUAUUGUACAUAUAACUAUGAUCCAAAAGAGUUAGUAGGAUCGAUGUUAGUUCCCAGAAUACUCAACCACCAAUAAUACAAUUGUUUACCAGUAGUAAUGACUGCUAGAAAAUAGGGAACAGAACCAACAUUGUCACGGUAUAAUCACUAACAAUGAGAGACCAGGUAUCAUUAGGGGUGUGUAUUGUCAAGACUUACUGAUAAAAUGUCCUAUGAGGUAUACCCUUACGAAUAAUUUUCAGUCAUAAUCAUUUAAUACACACUGGAAGAAAUAUUACUACUCU